Molecule: messenger RNA, 3240 nt
Organism: Camelus dromedarius (Arabian camel)
Lineage: Eukaryota; Metazoa; Chordata; Mammalia; Artiodactyla; Camelidae
Gene: BCO1
Product: beta-carotene oxygenase 1
Exons: 11
Coding region: 350-1990 (546 amino acids)
Biological process (GO): carotene catabolic process; retinal metabolic process
Molecular function (GO): carotenoid dioxygenase activity; beta-carotene 15,15'-dioxygenase activity
Source: RefSeq, a predicted model, not a curated record
AACCCAGCAAAAAAGUAGCUUUUCUUGGUUAAUCCAAAAGUGGAGCUGGAAAGGGAGAGUUGGGGACACAGAGGAUUAAAGAUUAGCUGGGACACAUGGCUGGGGAAUUGACCUUUGACCAAACAUAAAUAAGGCCAGCUCAGCUUUCCCCAUGUGCGUGAAGAGAUACCCGGCCCUCAGAGAGGGGAAAGCAAAGGGAGAAGCAAGUGGCAUUAGGAGGGCAGGAGAUGUAAAUGAGGGAAGCUGCAGGAGAGCAGGAAGGAAAGAAAAGGAGGAGCCAGGAGCAGUCGCCUUGGACACAGAAGCAUCUGUUCACUGUUAACAGCGCUCUCGCUCGGAGGCCCCUGCGAUGGAUAUAAUAUUUGGCAGAAAUAAGAAGGAGCAACGGGAGCCUGUGAGGGCCACAGUGACAGGCAAGAUUCCAUCAUGGCUGCAGGGAAUCCUGCUCCGCAACGGGCCUGGGAUGCACACAGUGGGCGAGACCAGAUACAACCACUGGUUCGAUGGCCUGGCCCUGCUCCACAGCUUCACAAUCAGAGACGGUGAAGUCUAUUACAGGAGCAAAUACCUGAGAAGCGAUACUUACAACUCUAACAUUGAAGCCAACAGAAUUGUGGUGUCAGAAUUUGGGACAAUGGCCUAUCCGGACCCCUGCAAAAACAUAUUUUCCAAGGCUUUCUCCUACCUGUCCCACACCAUCCCUGACUUCACAGACAACUGCCUGAUCAACAUCAUGAGGUGCGGAGAAGACUUCUAUGCGACCACAGAGACCAACUACAUCAGGAAAAUCAACCCACAGACCCUGGAAACCCUGGAGAAGGUUGAUUAUCGUAAAUACGUGGCUGUAAAUCUGGCAACGUCGCAUCCUCAUUAUGACGCAGCUGGAAAUGUUCUCAACAUAGGCACCUCCAUCGUGGACAAGGGGAAGACGAAAUAUGUGAUCUUUAAGAUCCCUGCCACGGUACCAGGGGCUGGGAAGAAGGGCCAGAAGCCCCUGAAGCACACGGAGGUGUUCUGCUCCAUCACCGCCCGCUCCCUCCUCUCCCCGAGCUAUUACCACAGCUUCGGAAUCACAGAGAACUACAUCAUCUUCCUCGAGCAGCCUUUCAGGAUGGAUAUCCUCAAGAUGGCAACUGCCUACAUCCGGGGAGUAAGCUGGGCUUCCUGCCUGGCUUUCCAUGGGGAGGACAAGACUUACAUUCACAUCAUUGACCAGAGGACCAGGAAGCCCAUGCUGACCAAGUUUUACAUGGACCCCAUGGUGAUCUUUCAUCACGUCAAUGCCUACGAAGAGGACGGCUGCCUUCUGUUUGACGUCAUCGCCUACGGGGACAGCAGCCUUUACCAGCUCUUCUACUUGGCCAACCUGAACCAGAACUUCAAGGAUAACUCCAGGCUCACCUCCGUCCCCACCCUCAAGAGGUUCGCAGUGCCCCUCCACGUGGACAAGAACGCAGAAGUGGGCUCGAAUUUAAUCAAACUGCCAUCAACAACAGCAAGAGCCCUGAAGGAAAAAGAUGACCAAGUCUACUGCCAGCCAGAGUUGCUUCUCGAAGGCUUAGAGCUGCCUCGGAUCAAUUAUGCUCACAACGGGAAGCGGUACCGCUACGUCUUUGCUGCUGAAGUCCAGUGGAGCCCCAUCCCAACCAAGAUAAUAAAAUACGACGUCCUCACAAAGUCAUCCUUGAAAUGGGGAGAAGAGCACUGCUGGCCGGCGGAGCCCCUGUUUGUGCCCACGCCGGGCGCCCGGGACGAGGAUGAUGGAAUUAUCUUAUCAGCCAUUGUCUCCACCGAUCCCCAGAAGCUGCCCUUUCUGCUUGUUCUGGAUGCCAGAACUUUUACAGAAUUGGCUCGUGCAUCUGUUGAUGUCGAGAUGCACCUGGAUCUCCAUGGGCUAUUCAUCCCAGAUGCAGAUUGGGGCACAGGGACGCAUCCUUCCCGGGAAGAGCAGGAUGGGGCUUCAGACAGCCAUGUGGCCCCACAGACCUGACCGGGUGGAGGCUUGGGACCUGGAGAAGAGCUUCACAGAACUCAAGGCUAGUCCCUCCCUGGGGCCGGGGGGGGGGGGCGGUGGUGGUGGGGUGGUCCUUCAUUUCAUGUUGCACUUAUUCUUUCUGUGGUUGCUUUGAGACAAAGUUACAGAAAUAGGAGUUGUCACUAUCUUUUCUUUCAUUUUAUUUUGGCCAUAAAAACCUUGUUUGAAAGUCUAUCAGAUAUUUAUUGAUUAGCUCCAGCACGUCUAAGAAAUCCCCUUUCCUUUGGUAUAAAGACCAUGAUCAUGAAUCAGACAUUGCAUUAAGUCACAUAAUCAUGCUCUCAUGGGCAACGUGGACAAGCAGGGUCCCACUGAUAAACUGGAAAAGAGACAGAUAAAUAUUUAUCAUUGCUCCUUCCUCCUUGCCUUCCUCUCCCUCCUUCCGUCCCUUCUCUCCAGUGGACUAGAUUAUGAUUUCUUGUUUUCCCAGCCAUGCCCUGUUAGUAAACUACAUGGCCCAGAAGGCACGUGGCUUUGUGGUCAUUCCAUGCAAGGCAUGGUAUAAUAUAAAAUAAUAAAAACUUUAAAGUCUGUUCAGACUUUCUUAUAAUUUUACAUGGCUUCUUUCCUCUGAAGAUCUUCUAAGGCACUAAAACAGAGUGGCAGAGCUAGACGGUUCACAGACAGCCAGAUGCCUCAUUGCACAACCACCAGGACAACAGACUGGGGUGGGAAUCCUCCUUUACAGUAGGGGGUGGGGAGCUGGACACUGACUGGCCUGGUGGUGGCCAAGGGGCUGGAAUCUAGGAUUGGUCCUGAUGCCUGAUGCUGAGAACCAGGGUGGUGAGGCAUGCAGUCUGUACAGGAAAGGAGGUUCUCUUAAGUUGAACGUGCUCCCAGGACAGACAGGCGUCGAGGGCAGAGGUGAAGGAGCUUGGUGGUGGAGAUGGAGAAAGCAGGAAAGACAGACAAGCCGGGUCCCAUGAGAGUGCUGGGAGCCCCAUGGACAUCUGAGUCUCACCUCAUUGGUUGAGGAGAUGACUGGUGCAUGGUUUAGAGAGUCAAAGCCAGGCUGGGUAAUUCCCAGAUCCCACAUCGUGGGGUCGGGGGGCUGGGAUCACACCCUUACUCUGCACCUGCCUUCUCCCUUGAGCCUGGAUUUUGUCAGUCACCAAGGGAGAUUCAGGGACAUGUCUGGAAGACAGAAAGGAAUCUCUGGUAACGUGCAUGGAAUACCCCAGAGAGGGUCGUCCUGAGGGACCAUG